AUGACCUAUCAGCAACAGGCAGGAGGAUGGUAUCCAGGUUACUAUCCGUGGAGUCAACCUAACCAACCAGGGUAUCCGCGACCCGUCCAGCCUAUUCCUUUCCCGUCUCUGGACACAGAAGGGACAGUGACGUCAGCGGCGCAGAUACCCCCAUACGUACCCCAGGGGGUGCCUAUGCCACCCCUCUAUCAUGAGGCAGUAAUGAAGAGCAUCAAUGACUUCCAGGACCACCUGAUAGGACUAGCAAGAGAUCAGGAGAAAUUCGCAGAAAAGCAGUCCCAGGGAGUUGACGUAGGGACCAGACGUGGAAAGGACCCCCCAGUCAACAAGGAAAAAGAAAGAGGAAGCGCACCGAGAAGAGGACAAUCGGAGCCCAUACUACAAAAGGAGAAGGAGCAGCUAGACAAGGGACCAGGAGCAGUCCCACUCCUGGGAGAUAAGACGCCCCAGGAGAAGGUCGCAGAAGCAGCGGUGCGGAAUAGCGGUCGAAUUCAUGUAAUCGAAGACGACAAAUCAAAAGGAACCAAGAUGCCAGGGAAGCACAGCAAAGACGCAGAAAGCCAUUCAUCCAACAAGAGGAGGGGAGCAGAAGAAAGGAGCAACAUUGACGAGAAAAUUAAGAACGCCAUGAAGAAAUAUCAGAAAGAAGGCAAGGGAGCAGAGGAAGAGCGAGAGGACGAAGAUUCCCCACUUAACUCAGAGAUACAGUCGGUAAGGUUCCCUUCGAGGUUUAAACUACCAAUUUUUGAGCCCUUUGAUGGAACAGGAGAUCCGAAAAGCCACAUCUCAAAGUUCAAAACGAUCAUGAUGCUACAAGAUGUGACUGAUCCCAUGCUCUGUAGAGUGUUCCCUGCGACGUUAAAAGCAUCGGCGCAAAAAUGGUACUCAUGUCUUAAGGCAGGGUCAAUAAGUUCCUUCUCCGACUUAGCAUCGGCAUUCAAAGCAAGGUUCAGGACAAAUAUCCCCAUGCAGAAGAGUUCCAGCGACUUGAGGAAGUGCAAGCAAGGAGAGCAGGAGACCCUCAAAAAUUUCGUAGAAAGAUUCAACAAGGAAGCAGUGCAAAUCGAAAACCUGAACCAUGACACAGCCAUCGAAGCAAUGAAGAUGGGAACAAAGUUUGAAGAACUCCGUGACAAGAUCCUGAUGAAAAAGCCAACCACUUUUCAAGACUUAAUGCUGAUCGCUCAUAAAUAUGUAGAACUAGACGAAGCCAGACGAACCCUCACGAAACAACAUGAGCACACCAAGCAGGAUAGUUCCAGAUAUCGAGGGAAGAAGGAGGAAGAACGGCCACGGACUCAGCGAUACGGCGCAGGGCACAGACCCUACGACUUCACCCCGUUGAAUAAAGCCCCAGUGUACAUACUCGGCUGGAUGAAACAGAAUCGAGUGAUGUUCAACACACCCCGGAAGAUGGACCCGGACAUCCAGAGAGACAAGAGCAAAUACUGUCGCUUCCAUGAGGGCUAUGGCCACGACACGGACAGAUGUUGGGACCUCAAAAGAGAAAUAGAGCAGCUAAUCCAGUCUGGACUCUUGAAGAAGUUUGUCAACGACAGACCAGGAGACAAAAGAAAAGGGGAGUCAACAGAAAAGGAGGAACAAAACAAGAAGCAGAAAGAGGUCGCAGGCGUAGUAAACGUGAUAGAAGGAGGAGAGCCCUACAGCAAUAAUCAAAAAAAGAAAAGAAACAGAAGAGGGGCGGCCACGGUGUUCACAAUUGAAAGAGAAGUAAUCCCAGAGAUAUCGUUCGGACCAGACGAUGGACAUCACGUGAAGGGACCACACAAUGACGCGUUGGUGAUAGAAGCCAUAAUCAGGAAUCACCUAGUAAAACGGAUACUAGUAGAUGAAGGCAGUUCCGUGAACUUAUUAACCUUGGAGGCAUUCAAAGAGAUGAAAGGCUCAACAACAGACCUGCGGAAGUCCUCAGUCCCACUAGUAGGCCUGGGAGGAGCACCAAUACGUCCAGAAGGGACAGUAAGUUUAUAUGUAGAAUUGGGAAAUAGAAGUGAAGGGCCAGUCAAAAAGAUGCAUGCUCAGUUUAAUGUGGUAGACCUUCCACUGGCCUACAACAGCAUACUGGGCAGACCAUUCUUGUACCAGACAGGAGCAGUAACUAGCAUCAGGCUGCUAACCCUGAAAAUGCCAACACCAUCUGGGAUAGUAGUGGUCAGAGGAGACCAGGAGAUGGCCAAGGAAUGCUGCUUGGUAACAACAAAGGAAGAUGAAAGUUUGACUAUUGAGGCGUUCCCAGGAGACGUAGUAGAAGAGGAGGAGUCACAAGGAGCAGAACCAGUAGGCGUCAUGAAAGAGCUUCACCUAACUGAGACCAAGAUGGUCAAAGUAGGCACAGAAGUACCAGAAAAGGUAGCACAUGAAAUAACAGAGAUACUGGAAAAGAACGUGGAAUCUUUCGCUACGGAACCAACGGAGAUCGUGGGAAUCAAUCCCAAAGUAGCGUCGCACAAACUGAACGUGAUCCCAGGCAGUGUACCCAAAGUCCAGAAGAAGAGGAGGUUCACUGAGGAGAGGCAGAAGAUAAUCGCAGACGAAGUAAACAUUUUGGAGGCAGCAGAUUUUAUCCGCGAAGUUUUCUACCCUGAAUGGGUGGCAAACGUCGUCCUAGUAAAGAAGGCAAACGGGAAGUACAGGAUGUGUGUCGAUUUCACAGACUUGAACAAGGCCUGCCCAAAGGACAGCUAUCCGCUCCCCAACAUAGACCAGUUAGUGGACUCAACAGCUUGUUAUCUCCUAUAUAGCUUCGUAGACGCAGCGCAGGGGUAUCAUCAAAUACCGAUGGAGGAGAAGGAUCAAGAGAAAACAUCAUUCGUCACAGACCGAGGGACAUACUGUUACAAAGUCAUGCCGUUUGGAUUAAAGAACGCAGGAGCCACCUAUCAACGUCUGGUCAACUUCAUGUUCCAAGACCAGCUGGGGAGGAAUGUAGAAGCCUACGUGGACGACAUAAUUGUGAAGAGCCUAACAGCAGAGGAACACGCCCAAGACUUAGAAGAAACCUUCAAAGUCCUGAACAAGUUCGGAAUGAAACUCAACCCGGCAAAAUGUGCUUUCGGUGUUAAAGCAGGAAAAUUCCUAGGCUAUCUGAUCAGCCAACGAGGAAUAGAAGCAAACCCAGAAAAGAUCCAAGCAGUGAUAGAUAUGAAGGCCCCCCAGAGUGUGAGGGACGUACAGAAGUUGAAUGGCAGAGUCACGGCACUGGGACGUUUCAUUUCUUCCUCAGCCAAAAAAUGCCUGCCGUUUUUCAAACAACUCCGGAACAUGAAAAAAUUCAAAUGGGAUGAAGACUGUCAAGUCGCAUUCGAAGAAUUAAAGGCAUUCUUGACCAACCCGCCCCUACUGAGUAGGCCCGUAGCCGGGGAGACCCUGUACCUGUACUUAUCGGUAGGGAGAGAGACCAUCGCCUCAGUACUGGUACGGGAGGAAGAGGAGGAGCAGUGGCCGAUAUACUAUAUAAGCAGAACGCUAAAAGGGGCAGAGCUCAAUUACCCAACCAUAGACAAACUUGCACUUGCCGUCGUCGUAACCACCAAAAAGCUCAAGCCGUAUUUCCAAGGGCACACAGUCAUAGUGCGCACAAACCAGCCUUUGAGGAAAGCAUUGCACCGACCUGAGACUUCAGGACGAUUGGUCAGUUGGUCAGUACAACUAGGAGAGCACGACAUCAGGUACGAGCCAAGGACAACUUUGAAAGCCCAGGCACUUGCGGACUUCGUGGCAGAGAUGACAGAGAAACCAUGUGACUCAGCAACCGAGGAGUUGACAUGGAACCUAUUCGUAGACGGAGCCUCUAGUGACCAAGGAGCAGGAGCAGGUGUAGUCCUAUUAGGACCUCACAAAAUCACAAUUGAGUAUGCAGUACACCUAAGCUUCAAGGCUACCAACAAUGUGGCAGAAUAUGAGGCCCUCUUAACAGGACUCGAAAUCGCGACUGAAGUAAAGGCAGAAAAGCUAAAAAUCCAUAGUGAUUCCCAACUAGUCACUAGCCAGGUGUUGGGACAAUUCCAAACCAAGGACCAAAACAUGGCGAAAUACAUGGCAAGAGCAAAGGAACAACUCAAGAAGAUCGAAAAAAAUGGAGGACAGUGGGAAAUCAUACCCAUCCCCAGAGAAGAGAACACUAGAGCAGACGCAAUAGCCAAGGCAGCCGCAGUGAAAAGCCAGCUAUAUGUAUCACUCCAAAUGAAGGAGGAGCGGUUAACACCAACGGUAGAGGAGCAGCAGGUGUUACCAGUCGCAGUCCUAGAUCCAUGGAUGCAACCCAUAGUGGCAUAUUUAGCGGACAGAGUCCUACCUGAAGGACGUACCGAAGCGGCUAAGCUAGUUCGAAUUUCCUCCGCCUAUUCACUAAUAGAAGGAGCACUGUACCGGACCUCAGCCACACACCCAUGGUCUAAGUGCAUAUCACUAGAAGAAGGAAGCUACGUCCUUCGGGAAAUCCAUGAAGGAGAAUGCGGAGCUCACGAGGGCGCAGUAACCUUAUACAGAAAAGCGAUGUUACAGGGAUUUUAUUGGCCCACGAUGAAAAAAGACGCUGAAGAAAUGGUCAAGAAGUGCGAUAAAUGCCAGAGAUUUGGGUCGCUCAUCAGAACCCCAGCCGCUCACCAGUCAACUAUUGGAAGCCCUUGGCCCUUCAUGAUCUGGGGAGUAGACAUACUGGGACCUUUUGUCCCAGCGAGAGGACAAGUAAAGUUUAUAGUAGUCGCAGUCGACCAUUUCACCAAGUGGAUAGAGGUACAACCCAUGAGCACCAUAACAAGUAAGAAAAUCCAGAAGUGGUUAUCAAACGAAGUCAUGAGCAGGUUCGGCACUCCACAUGCCCUAGUCACAGACAACGGGAAGCAAUUCGACUGCGCCAGCUUCAGAGAUUUUUGCGCUGAACUAGGAAUUCUCUUAAAAUUCUCCUCAGUAGCUCACCCGCAAACCAACGGACUAACAGAGGUCACCAACCGCACCAUCCUUUCUGGAAUAAAGAAGAGGCUAGGAGACUUAAAAGGGAGAUGGGUUGAUGAGCUUUAUCAUGUGGUCUGGGCCUAUCGAACUACCCCCAGGAAAGCAACAGGGGAAACCCCAUUUCGCCUCACAUAUGGCACCGAAGCCGUUCUCCCAGUAGAACUGGGAAUGCCAACCUUACGAGUCCAGGUCUUAGACGAAGAUCGCAAUGAAGAGUCCCUAAGGCUUUGCCUGGACCUCCUCGAAGAGAGAAGACAGCAGGUAGCAAUCCGAGCUGAGGCAUAUCGCAGACAGAUGACCAAGUAUCACAACGCCCGAGUCAAAGAAAGAAAAUUCGAAGAAGGAGACUUAGUCCUGAAAAAGGCAGAAAUUGGAAGAGGAGCCGCCGGAGUUGGAAAGUUAGAGGCCAACUGGGACGGUCCAUAUCGCGUAGUAGCAGUAGUCGGCAAGGGCGCAUACAAAAUAGCUCACCUAGAUGGGACUCCAUUACCUCGCACUUGGAAUAUUGAAAAUCUGAAGCUAUACCUUCAGUAAAAGAUGUAACCACCAUUCAUUAAUAAAGUUACUUCUUUUCUUCUCA
Molecule: messenger RNA, 5554 nt
Organism: Mercurialis annua (annual mercury)
Lineage: Eukaryota; Viridiplantae; Streptophyta; Magnoliopsida; Malpighiales; Euphorbiaceae
Exons: 3
Coding region: 1-5508 (1835 amino acids)
Biological process (GO): DNA integration
Molecular function (GO): RNA-DNA hybrid ribonuclease activity; nucleic acid binding
Source: RefSeq, a predicted model, not a curated record